This is a messenger RNA of Salvia hispanica, 2018 nucleotides long. Lineage: Eukaryota; Viridiplantae; Streptophyta; Magnoliopsida; Lamiales; Lamiaceae. The record is from RefSeq and is a predicted model, not a curated record.
AAUACAUGGAUGCGGUAAGUUAAUUACACGAAUACAAUAAUAAGAAAAUAGAUUACAAAGGUGGCCAAGUGGCUUCUGAGCAGCCACACAGUAAACUUAUUCCGAAAUAGAAUAGUGGAAAAUAGCAUUAAUCACACCUUACUUAUAAUUUGUAACGCCUGCUCAAAAGCUUGCAUACGUAACAUCUAUCCUCACACGUCACAAGACCUUUAUGGCACUUACACUCACAAUCACUGACCCUACAAUCAUAUACGUGGGAACGAGGAUUAUAACAAAACAAAAAGAUUAAGAAAUCCAGGUGGCGUCUAAGCGAUACCACUGGCCACUUAUUCCAGUCCAAUCAACUUUAUUCCAUGUAACAAAAAGGAUUAUUACAAAACAAAGAGAUUAAGAGGGCCAGGUGGUUGUGCAGCGCCUAUAUAAGAUACACAGGGUAGUCCAUUGUCUAUGCUUCUUCAGAGUGAAUGUUUCUAUAAAUCUAGAGGCGGAAAUUUCUCAGAGAAUAAGCAUAUUUCUAAGGAUUUGGAGGCCACAGUUGUCCUUUUUUUGUGCAGUCUUCGCCAAGAUUUAUUUCCUUGAAGGUCAGCAUUCUCUGUUCUCAGUCAAGCUUUCCCAGUUGCCUUGGAAAUGGAUUCAGAUCGGACAUCCAACAACAGCUUCUGGACAAUGGGGGUGGAUGAUAAUGCAUCAAAGGAUGCACGCACAUCUUUGGAUUGGACAAGGGAGGAGGACAAGGCAUUCGAGAAUGCUCUCACAACCCACUAUAAUGAUGCUGAUAUGUGGGAUAAGAUCGCAUUGGCAGUUCCUGGGAAAACAGUUCAAGAUCUAAAACUUCACUAUGAAGCCUUAAGUGUGAUGGCUUUUGAGUCUGGCAAGAUGCCUCUGUCCAUUUAUCCGACCAGAGGUGAUGUUCUAGAAGAGAAGAAUCUGCAGUCAGAGCAAGCGCAACGAGGGGCUCAUUGGACAGAAGAGGAACAAAGGCAAUUUCUAUGCGGUUUGCAGAUUUUCAGUUGGGUGAUUGGAAGAACAUUUCGAAGUAUAGUGUGCGAACAAGGUCAAAUAGCCAAGUAGCAAGCCAUGCUCAAAAACACUUCAGAAGGCUGAGUUUGACCGAAAAAGACGGUAAACCGACAAGCUUCAUGCCCGAGUGCUGCAAGGGAGAGUCUUCUACAGCUGGAACCAGAGAAUUGCUUCCUGGAAAUCUCGAGAGAGCAGCAGCGCACGCUGGAACCCAACUGCUGUCGGGAUGCGCCACAGUAGCUCCAGCUAAUGCUUUCGGGAAGCGCGGGCGCUCUAAGAAAGCUCCGAGUAAUGAUGAAAACAAGCUGAUGCUGGGGGCAAUGUAUCCCAGGAAAAAGAAAGCUCUUGCUUGUAAUUAGAGCCAAUUGCUGCCCGCUUUCCCUGAAAGAGUUCCAACUGACACGAGGAACCAAUUGCUGUUUGGGGCAAAGAAAGGUUCAUCUGAUGCCAGGAAGCUACUGCUGUCUGGGUACCCUAACGAAGCUCCGAAGGAUAUCGGGUACCAACUGCUGUGUGGAUACCCUAAUCAAUUGGCCCCCCCAUCUGGUUCACUUGAGAUCACUGGCCACCGGGCUCCUUCAAAUGGGAUGGUUGGGUAUCUCACGGAUGCAGCAAUGCAAGGUGCUAACGUGAUUGCUGAUGGUCAACUGAUGCAAGGUAUCAACAUGAUUGCUAAUUGAUACCCUAAUCAACUGCCCCCCCACAGCUGGUUCACUCGAGAUCACAGGCCACCCGACGACUCCUUCAUAUCUGACUGUUGGGAAUAGCACAGGUGCAGCAAUGCAAGAUACCGACGUGCUUGCUGAUGGUAAAUAUGAUAUCGGUGCUAGCACUGAUAUUUUGGAUGAUCUGGAUCUAUCUUUGUUCCUCCCUCAUUUCCUGGAUUGAAAUGGUAAUUUUCCUUAGAGAAUUAAAGAUACAUUUAUACCCUUUCAACAGCAAACUGUGUACAAAAAUCAAUCAGUCAAUUCUUAUCUAUAAACAUGUUCAAGAUCCAA